Messenger RNA from Phytophthora nicotianae INRA-310, 918 nucleotides. RefSeq lists its product as hypothetical. The record is from RefSeq and is a predicted model, not a curated record. The transcript has 2 exons. NCBI's taxonomy places the organism in Eukaryota, Oomycota, Peronosporomycetes, Peronosporales, Peronosporaceae. Bases 1 to 918 code for a protein of 305 amino acids.
AUGCAAGCUGGCCCCGUCGGAUCUUCGCGCCUGGCUCCGCUCCUGCAGGCGGCCUCGAUGCCGUCCGAGCCGUACUCGGCCCCGCACACGAUCCGUACCAUCCGUCUGCCGUCACUGGCACCACGUUUGCCCACCCUACCCAGUCUCAUGAGCACGCUCGCGGCGCAGAACGGCUACGCCUCAUCGGCCACCUCGUCGCCAACCCGCACGUCGUCAUCGAUCUCAUUCCUGCUGAACCCGCCUGCUCGCCAAGCCGCGAACGCGCAGCACCACCUCAACCAGCAGCAGAUGUACGCACCCGCUGCCUCGACGGCGCCGUCCACCAUCCUGUAUCACCCGUACGCGAACUCUGCGUCGUCGAUGCCGAUGACCACAAGAAUGAUCCAGCCGCAGGAAGUGAAGCCGCAGCCCAAGAAGAAGCGCAAGACGCGCAUCUGCAAGUCGGAGGGCUGCGAGAAGUACGUGGUGGACCGCGGGCUGUGCAUCCGCCACGGCGGUGGCAAGCGCUGCUCCGUGGAAGGUUGCAACUGCCGUGCGCAGAACCGCGGGCUGUGCUGGAAGCACGGCGGCUACACUCGCUGCACGGUGGAGGGCUGCACGAAGCGUGCCAAGUCACGCGGCAUUUGCUGGUCGCACGGCGGCGGCACUCGCUGCAAGCACGGCGGGUGCUCCAAGAUCGCGGUGUCGCACGGCCUGUGCUGGGCGCACGGCGGUGGCAAGCGCUGCCUGGUGGAGACGUGCCAGAAGCCGGCGUACAUGAAAACUGUAGAGAGCAAGAGAAUAUCAAACACCAGACACAUUCAACGUGAACGUACUUGUUGGGUUCUACGUGUGUACCUUGAAAUGCAAGGUCUACUAGCUUUAACACGCUCACGCCAAAUGGAUGCAUGCUGCACUUCAUGCAACGCACGUCGUUGA